Messenger RNA from Sclerotinia trifoliorum, 3477 nucleotides. The record is from the annotation of a GenBank genome assembly. Lineage: Eukaryota; Fungi; Ascomycota; Leotiomycetes; Helotiales; Sclerotiniaceae.
AUGGUCAGUUUUGACAACCUGAAGAAAGCUCUUAAGGAGUGGGACACGGCGAACACGUCGUCCUUAAAUCAACCGCUAUCGGAUACACAGUACAAUGCCGGUUUCGACAUAUUAAUGCAUGGAGCAGAAUGGACGUCAUACCAAGACUUUAUUAUUCCACAACUUAAUGAACUUCUGACAUCUCUAUUGAAAUCGCGUUCCAGUCUUUCGGUACUUGAGAUCGGGCCUGGUUCUAAAAGCAUACUUGGUUAUCUGCCCAUUCAUUUAAGACGGAAGAUUAAAACAUACACUGCAUUUGAGCCUAAUCUGCUUUCAGCUACAAGAUUAGAAGAUUGGCUUUGCUCUUCAUCAAGAUUGGGUUCCCCGCUGCCUCUUUUAGAAAGGCCACCUAAUAUUUAUCGAGCGCCUUUUGCUCUUGAUAUUGAGCCAAGGGUUGACACACAGACUAAUGAUGGGAGAGGAUUCAACCUUGUUCUUUUCUGUCAUAGCAUGUAUGGUAUGAAUCCCAAGCAUAAAUUCGUACGGCAUGCGCUAGAUCUACUUGUUCAAGGUCCAGAAGAUGGAAAAGUAGUGAUUUUUCACCGCGACGAAGCUCUUGAUCUUGACGGAUUGGCUUGCGAGCGCACAGCGAUUUUCCCUACUGCAAUUGUUACUGUGGACAAUGACGACGAGAUACUUGAUAAUUUUGUUCCUUUCAUCGGGGGUUACGUUAAGCAGGACGUGGAAGCAGACGAGGCUGUUCGAAGCGCGUGGAUAAAAAUAUGUCGCGCCUUAACUUGCAAUGAGGAAACACGUCAAAGCUACCUCUCGUUCAGCUCACCUCAACGUAUGGUGUCUUUCAAUAGACGUUCGAUCGACCUACCCAAUCAAAACUCACAAUCCGGGCAGAUGAGAACGAAGAGAAAAGUCAAAAACUGGGAAGCUCGCUUGCACCAACCGACUGAUGUCUUCAAACCAACAACGGUACAGCAAGUCCAACAGCUUGUCCAAUGGGCUUUGGAGCAUAAUUUUGGACUCACUAUUAUCGGUGGGGGCCACAGUGGUCAUUGUAUGUGGCCCAAUGUUGUUUCUGUCGACAUGGAAGCGCUUAACCAAGUACACAUUAUAAAGUCCAGUGACGAUGUAGGCAAAACCGAUAAUUACUCCACAUCUAACUAUUUGGUUGUAGCUGAGGCAGGGUGCAAGACUGGAGACAUCGUCCGGAAGGUCACGCCGUCGGGUUUCGCAGUGCCUCUGGGGUCCCGCCCAAGUGUAGGUGCUGGUUUGUGGUUACAAGGCGGCAUUGGUCACCUAACUAGGCUUCAUGGACUUGCAUGCGACAGCAUCGUAGGUGCUGUGAUUGUCAGUGUUGACUCUGGUCAAGUUUUUUAUGUCGGACAAGUACCAACCGAAUAUGUGCCAGCUGGAGGAGUGCGCCCCAAAGACGAAACAGAUUUGUUAUGGGCAAUAAGAGGAGCUGGAACUAACUUCGGUGUUGUGAUUAGCGUUACUUUCAAGGCUUACCCCGCUCCGACCUAUUCUGUCAGAAACUGGGUAUUCCCAAUGAGGUCCAAAACUUCGGCAAGGAAAAUACUUUCCGAUGUCGACUCUAUUUCCAAGAAUCUUCCUCAGAACUGGUCCAUAGACGCAUAUCUCUACUGGGACUUUGACCAGCUGCAUAUUGGGGUGACAACGUUCGAAGUUUCCACAACCAUACCAGAAGCCGAGACGCCGAAAUUUUUAACCAGCAUCUUGGGAUUAGAGAACAAACAUAAAAUGGUGGACGGUGUCGGUUUGUUCGAGACUGAAAUGUACAUGUCUGAGAUGCACGGCGGACACGGUUGUGGCAAAACCUCCUCCUUCAAACGAUGCUUAUUCUUGAAGAGCAUUGCACAGGUGAACAUCGCGAAUAUUUUGUUAGCAGCAAUCUAUGCUCGCCCUUCGCCACUCUGUUAUUUUCAUCUACUGCAGGGUGGUGCAGCAGUGCAUAAUAUAGCAACAGAAGCCACGGCUUUCGGCUGUCGUGAUUGGAAAUUUGCCUGUGUUAUAACUGGCGUGUGGCCUUGCGAUCAGAAUGGAACGGAAACUGCUCAAACUGCUGUGCAGUGGGUUUAUGAUGUCGGGAAAAACUUGUUGCCCUUUUGUUGUGGAGUGUACGGCGCCGACCUUGGGCCAGACCCUAGGGACAAAGCAUUGGCGGCUAAAGCUUUUGGGCCAAAUCUGCCACGUCUAGCCAGCCUGAAGCGUACUUUGGAUCCACAAAAUGUGAUAGCGUACGCCUGUCCGCUCCAAGAACCACUGGUGAAACAAAAGCUCGUCAUUCUUGUCACGGGUGAUAGCGCAGCCGGUAAAGAUUAUUGCGCCGACAUUUUUGUCUCCGAAAUAACCGCAUGCCCCUAUCAAGCAUACACAGCAUGUUCAGCAAGUAUCAGCGAUGUCACCAAGCGAGAAUAUGCGACAGCUACUGGAGCAGAUCCGGAUAGGCUUCUUUCCGAUCGUUCCUACAAGGAGAAACAUCGUCAAGCUUUGACUGUAUUUUAUCACGAUCAGGUGGCAAGACGACCUCAGCUGCCAAUGGAACACUUUCAGAAUAUCGUUCAUGAAUUUGGCGAUGUUGAUGUGUUGUUAAUUACUGGAAUGAGAGAUGAAGCACCUGUAGCGACAUUUGCGCAUCUCGUACCAGACAGGAGGCUUCUUGACGUUCAGAUCAAAGCUAGCCAAGAGAUGCAGUCGACUCGCAAAGAGUAUCACUCCGGCGGUAACGAUAAUGAUGAAAAUAAAAAUGCACGUAGCAAGAGCGAAUUGAACUCGAAAGCCCUACGCUAUCGCCCUAGCCUCAUCUUCGACAAUGAAAAAGAUGGAAGCGAGGCGGCGAAAACAUUUGCCAAGCAGUAUCUCCUUCCAUUCCUCCACGACGACCUGGCGCGACUAGCUGGUAUGGUACGUGCAGUACCGGAUUCCCCGCGUCCUGGGAUACUCUUCCGCCAUGUGCUUGAUAUCUCUCAACAGGCGGGUGGACUUACCUUGGUCACCACUCUCCUACAAAAUCAUUUCAGUGGUGAAUGGACUAAGGUCGACAGAUUGGUUUGUUGCGAGACUGGCGGGUAUGUAUUUGCAUCACCUUUGGCGAUGAUGCUUGGUAUGCCAUUGGCCCUGAUUCGUGAAUCUGGCAAACUUCCCCCACCUACCAUCUCUACCCCAAAAUCCCCAUCACAUAUAUCUUCUACGGGAUUACAAGAGUCAAAAGAGAAGAGAUUUGAAAUGAAUCAGGAUCUAGUUUCCAAAGGUACUUCAGUGGUAAUAGUGGACGACGUGCUCGCGACCGGAAAGACACUUUGCGCGGUGCUACAGUUGUUGAUUAAAGCUGGUGUUUGUGUUGAGGAUAUCAGCAUCAUGGUCGUUGCUGAAUUCCCUGUUCACCGUGGUCGAGAAAUGUUGCGGCAACAAGGUUUUGGAGCAGCCAAUAUCCAAAGCCUUUUAGUCUUUAAUGGUUUCUAG